This is a messenger RNA of Oldenlandia corymbosa var. corymbosa, 2710 nucleotides long. The record is from the annotation of a GenBank genome assembly. NCBI's taxonomy places the organism in Eukaryota, Viridiplantae, Streptophyta, Magnoliopsida, Gentianales, Rubiaceae.
CCACAAUUCAAGCAACCUAAUUAGAGUAAAAAUUCAAGCAACCUAAUUCAAGCAGCCCAAAUUUAGCAAAAAUAACGCUUCAAAAGUCAAAGCCUUUCAUUCACCUAAUCCAAGGCUCUCUUCCGUUCAAUUUCAAUUAGAGUAAAAUGACGGGAUCAAUUAAUUAUUUUCUCACAACCCAAAAUUCCAAAUCCUCUUCACAGUCUAAUUUCCUGUUACUCCCUUAAUUUACGCGAACAGAUCAGAUCCAAAACCAACUUGAAAUUCAAAAACUUUAAACACAAACUGAAAAUCAGAGAUGCAAAUCUUAAAUUUACACACAGAAGAUAUAUCUUCCGCGAUCUUCUCUCUGUCUGUGGGGAUUGAACAAAAUCAAAAAUAAAAAUCAAUCAUCAAGAGCGGGGAAGAAGCUACAAUUGCACAGGGGGUAGCGGAAGAAAAAUUCCCCGCUACAGGCUCUUAUGUGUUCCGGUGGGUUUUCUCCUCGGACGCUUAUGAAGAGUCUGAACCUCAUGCCGAAUCCGAGGAAGAAGCUCCAAUUGCAGAGGCAGCCGGCGACCAGGAUUUUAUCCAGAUCCUUUUUAUUAUAUAGGAAAGAAACAGCUGGCAAAAUAAAGGGAAAUCCUGCGACGGGGAUAAACAACUGAGACGGAACAAGAAGUUUAAAGCGGAAAAGGGUAACGACAAUAUGUGAUUUCGAAUUUUUAUUAUGGUUCUGUUCUGCCGAGGUCAAAGAACUUUUUUACCAAUUUUAUUGCUGAGUUGGCUUCUGAAACCGCAGCCGCCAUGACUGCCAACCAUCCUGAAUAUACUUGUUUGGCUGCAAGGUUUGCUGUUUUAAAUCUCAACAAGAACACACAGAAACCGUUUUCUGAAACGGUCAAGGAUUUGUAUAGCCAUGUCAAUGAGAGGUCAGGGUUGAAAGCUCCUCUUAUUGCUGAUGAUGUUUACGAGAUAAUCAUGAAGCAAGCUUCACGUCUAGAUAGUGAGCUAAUCUAUGAUCGGGACUUCGACUAUAAUUACUUUGGCUUCAAGACACUUGAGUUUCCUCCGAUCGCUACUCUUAUCUUUGGUCGAAGUAGAAAUCCCGUUCAAGGAGAUAAGCGAUGGGUGGAGUUAUGGCCGAAGAUUAGCGGUUUUUGGAGUUAGAUCCUAGAGGAGGCGGUAUGUGUAAGUAAGGUUUGGUGGCUGAUUCUCCGCUCAUUUUUUUUUUUUUUUUGAUUAAUGACUUAUAGUUUUCUUGAUUAAUUUCACCGAGGGGAAAAAUUCAGUUUCCAAGUAACUUCUUAGUUAUUCUUGAAAUCAAGUGUUGUUUUCUUUUCUUUUUUUUCUUUUCAAAAUAAACGAAGUGUUGUUUGGUUAAGAAUUCAAAUAAAUCAGAAGUAAAAAUAGAAGAAUCUAAAUGUACAAAUGAAGCCAUUCUUCAGUUUCAGCUUGCAUUAGUCUUUUUGUGAAGAUACUUUCUGCUUCAUUUUAACUUGUAUCAGUUUCAUUUUUGAAAAAGUAGGAUAUUUCCUUUAAAUUGUUAAAGUUUGGUUCGGGACUUGAAGCUAAAGGUAUCAUCCAUCCGAAAGUCUGCUAGCUACUUUUCAACCUUAGUUUGGUGAUAUAAUGUCCUUUUCAACCUUAAUUUGUUGUAAAUGUUCUCUUGAUACGGGAUACAUUGUUAACACUUGCAGUCAGAGCUUUCUUGCUAUUUCCAAAAGCAUGAAUGGCCUAUCAAAUGGCUAUUAUUCUUUUCUGAAAUGGAGACAAAUUGGAUCAGUGCUACCAACUUAAUUGAUCAUCUGCAGAUACACCAAUCCUACGUAUUUCAGGUACCCCUUUUUUGUGGUAUGAUUACUAAUGAUCUUAAUUAAGUUCAUUAAUUGUGUUGAAAAUUGUAGCAUUGUUGGUGUUGCAUCUGAAAUAAGUUUAUAUCUAUUCUUGGAGCACAUUUGAUUUUUUUUUUUUUUAAGAUUGUUUCUUCUAACAAUCUUUAAUUGUAUUAGAUGAGAAAUAAAUUGGUAAAAAUACAAUGUGUUGAGUUGGAAAAAGAAGUACAAAUUUGGCAGUACGUACCAUAAAUUUUUGAUGACCUUUAUGAGCGGGUGUUGUACUUGGGCAUUUUACUUAAAAAUCUUCAUGACAGUUUCAUUUCAUUAGCAGACAGGGGACCCAUUAUAAGGUGAUGAAAAAUAUGAUAGAUGAAGUAAUAAUCCUUUUUUUGAAGCUUUGGAAAUAGCCAGGAAUGAAUAAGGAACCAGGACACUGAUCUUUAACUAAUAAAGUAUACUAAUAGUCUGUUUUCCUUCCUAAAGCCUCACGGCAAUACCUCAAUAUGUCGAAGUGAGGAUUGUUAGCGGGUAACAAGUUCAUGAUUUUUUUUGGGUUUUCCCGUGAGCGUAAUGGUGAAUUGUGCCGACAACACUGGGUAACAGAACCUCUACAUUAUUUCGGUGAAGGGAAUCAAUGGCUGGCUCAACAGCCUCCAGAAGAGCAAUUUUUAGCAUUUUCAAUAAUUUGAAACAUCACUUAUAUAUAUGUAUGAUCUUCAAAAUAUAUAUAAUUUUUUUAUGAUUUAAAUGUAUCAUCUGUAUAUGUAGCCGACGCUCUGGGUUGAGAAUUUUAUAUAAUGUUAUUAUAGUAUAUAUUAUAAUAAAUUUAUUGUAUUAAUGUCGAAUGAUUUGUUAUUUUCAUUUAACCGACAUGAACACAAACGCUGUCCGGG